AUGAACCACGAACACCAUCAUGGAAUGAGUCAUAUGGAUGAAAAUAGCAAUAUGCCCCCCCACCAUCAUUCAUCUAAUAUAGCCUCUCACACUCAUGGUGAGGGAGGAGGACACAUGAUGAUGCCCAUGACCUUCUAUUUUGGAUAUGAGAAUGUGGAAGUGCUGUUUUCUGGAUUAGUGAUCAAUACACCUGGGGAAAUGGCUGGGGCAUUUGUGGCUAUCUUUUUGUUAGCCAUGUUCUAUGAAGGCCUCAAAAAAGCCCGGGAGAUCUUGCUGCAUAAGUCCCAGGUCAGCAUUCAUUACAGCUCCAUGCCAGUCCCAGGACCAAAUGGAACCAUCCUUAUGGAAACAUACAACAAAACUGUUAAGCAAAAGAUGCUGAGUUUCCCUCACCUUCUGCAGACAGUGCUGUUUGUCAUCCAGGUGGUCUUAAGCUACUUCCUUAUGCUUAUCUUUAUGACCUACAAUGCAUACCUCUGCAUAGCAGUAGUGGCAGGAGCUGGAACAGGCUACUUUCUCUUCAGCUGGAAGAAGGCAGUGGUAGUGGACACAACAGAGCACUGCCUUAAUUCCAGACUCUAG
This is a messenger RNA of Dromiciops gliroides (monito del monte), 582 nucleotides long. Its product is annotated as high affinity copper uptake protein 1-like. Lineage: Eukaryota; Metazoa; Chordata; Mammalia; Microbiotheria; Microbiotheriidae. The transcript has a single exon. The coding region runs from base 1 to 582 and encodes 193 amino acids. Gene Ontology annotation, biological process: copper ion transmembrane transport. Gene Ontology annotation, molecular function: copper ion transmembrane transporter activity. The record is from RefSeq and is a predicted model, not a curated record. Gene Ontology annotation, cellular component: membrane.